Messenger RNA from Achroia grisella, 1949 nucleotides. RefSeq names its product protoporphyrinogen oxidase (gene Ppox). Gene Ontology annotation, molecular function: protoporphyrinogen oxidase activity, oxygen as acceptor. The record is from RefSeq and is a predicted model, not a curated record. The transcript has a single exon. The coding region runs from base 113 to 1531 and encodes 472 amino acids. Gene Ontology annotation, biological process: heme biosynthetic process. Lineage: Eukaryota; Metazoa; Arthropoda; Insecta; Lepidoptera; Pyralidae. Gene Ontology annotation, cellular component: mitochondrial inner membrane.
AACUGUUGUCAUUUCCUAUUGCAAUAGAAAAGUGGGAAAAAUAUUAACACCAUUAUUUAUUUAAAUGUUUUUAUGGAUAUUAGAUUGAUAAUAAAACAAUUAUUAAUUAAUAAUGGCAGCUAUUCUAGGAGGGGGUCUAGGUGGAUUGUCCACUGCAUAUUAUUUAUUAAAAAACAAUGUUAGCAACAACAAUAACCUGCGACUGUUCUUACUAGAAGCAACAAACUAUUGUGGUGGUUGGAUCAAGUCUAUUAAAACGAAAGACUAUAUAUUCGAACAAGGACCACGUACUAUAAGACCUAAAGGUAUUACCGGUUUGAAUACAUUAAAUAUGAUGGAAGAUUUAGGUCUCAGUGAGCACCUAUCUCCUGUCAGCGCAGACCACCCGGCCGCUAAAAAUCGGAUGAUUUAUGUGAAUCAACAUUUACAUACCUUACCUUCGAGUUUGAAGGGAGUCUUCCAAAAGAAUUUGCCGUUUUCAAAACCACUAAUAUAUGCUCUAUUCAAUGAUAUAACACAACCAUAUAAACAAUUACAGGACGACUCCAUAUACAAUUUCGUGGAAAGGAGAUUCGGUAAGGAAAUAGCCGACUAUGCGAUCUCACCGAUGAUAUGUGGCAUCUGUGCUGGUGAUGCUAAAGAAAUAUCAGUAAAAUUCCUCAUGAAAACCUUGUUUGAGUGGGAGCAGAACCAUGGUGGAGUUGUCAAGGGAAUGAUGAAGUCAAUAUUUAAAUCGAAAUCUGGUGAAGAGUUAGAAUUAAGUAAUUUGGCAAAAAAGGCGCAGGAGGAGAAAUGGAAUGUCUAUACUAUAAAAGGAGGCCUCGAGACAUUCCCGGUGACCCUCUGUGAAUUCCUCAAACAGAGUGAGGUUGAUGUGAACUUGAAUACACGAAUUGAAGACCUAGAGUUUAUGGAUUCCAGCACUGUUUUGUUAAAGAACAGUAACGGUGAGAAAUUGAAGGUAAAUCAUGUUUACUCAUCUAUACCUGCCUAUUCCCUUGCCAAGCUUGUUCAGAAACAGCAUCCAGAGUUAUCGCAAUACCUAAAUGAUAUCCCAUUUGUAACUGUUGGUAUAGUUAAUCUAUAUUUCGCUACUGACAAAGAACUUGUAGCACCUGCAUUUGGGUUUCUAGUGCCACCUAUAGAAAAUUCACCAAUAUUAGGUGUGGUCUUUGACUCUUGCUGUACCCCACAUCAGAAUGGUACAGUGUUGACUGUCAUGCUAGGAGGGAGGUGGUUCAAAGAGAAAUUUGGUGACAAUGUCACAGAAAAAAAACUCUUGGAUGUAGCCGUACAAGAAAUUAACAAAAUUCUGAAUAUAAAAGAGAAACCGUCUGUAUAUAAUGUUAAUAUUUUGGAAAAAUGCAUUCCCCAAUAUGUGAUAGGGCAUUACGAGAGAGUUGGCAAGAUUAGGCAGUAUAUACAUGAUAAUAACUUGCCAAUUUCUUUAGUUGGUAGCAGUUAUGAUGGUGUUGGUAUCAAUGAUGUUAUAUACUCUGCAAAAAAACAAGUUGAAGAAGACUGCACAUAACAAAUGUGAUCAGAAAUGUUUCAAAGAAAAUUUCCCAAUUAAAAUAGCUUUAAAAUCAUAGUAAAUUUAAAAUAUUAAAAUGUGAUAUUGUCAAGUUAGAACAAUGGUUAUUUGUUUUAAAUGUUAUAUUUGAUUAAAUCUAUUUAACAUGCACUUAUGCCACAAAGAAUUGAGUAAUUUAAUAAUUGAUAAUAAUAAAUAUUUAUUACUUUUGUUUAUAAAAUAUUUUUAUUAUAUACUGUACUUUCAGAAUAUUUGUAAGUAUUUUAGGAGUAUAGAAUUAACUGUUUGGUAUCUAAGAUAUUUGAAUAUAUUUAACCGGCGAACUGGUAAACGCUGUCGUAACUUUUAAACGGGAGAGAGGUGUGGGUAUUAUUGGUAAUAGAAUAGAAUUGAUUGAGUCAUAUACUUAGUAUAU